UUUCAGGCAAGAUCAGCAAAAGUACUCUUCCUUUUUUAAAUACUUUCAACUAUUAAGAUACUUUUCGCUUGCCGUGGCUGUCGACUCCUUUCUACCAACUUUUCUGGCUUGGCUUGAUCAUACACUGCUAGUUUAACUAUCUUAGGAUAUUUCAUAGAGGGUGCUUGCUUAUUCUAUAUUUGUCUUUUGGUUCUCUCUUUUUAAAUCUCUGUUUUUUUCUUUCUUUUUUUGGGUACACAUUUGUGGAAACGACAAGGUUCAACAUCUUUUUUUUGGAUUUUUCGGUCAUAAAGUCUAAUCUUUUAUAUUUAUUUCCUUUUACGUUCUUUUAUUUAUUCUUUCUUUUGGGUCAUUCUUUGUUUGAAAUUUGGUUCUCUUGUCUUUCUCAAAUCUGCUGCUCUUCUUGCAUUGAUAAUUAAACAAUAUAUAUACACAUAUAUAUAUAUAUAUUUAAAAAAAAAAUUUAAAUUUUCUCUAUAUGGCUCUCGACGAGUUCUUUUUGUCUAAACAGCCCGUAAAUCAUGGAUCAGUUCUACCCUGGUUAUCUCCCAUUUCUGAAGGAAUAAGUAGUCCUUCCUUCCAAGACUUUGACUUGCCUCCGUCUUCAGCAUGUUCUUUCUCUUUAUCUUCUGUCGCUUCUGGCUCUGACAAUACCUCCAUAUUGGAUACGGAAACGAACGUGGAGGAUAACUCUUAUGCCUUUCCAAAAUUACUCUCAAAUUUGAAGAAAGAAACAUCUUUGCAAAAUCAUGAGCCUCCUUCGAAGGGACCUGAUGUCUUAACGGCUUCUCUUGUUAUUGGAAAGCUCGGAUAUGCAAAGUUGAUCCACCAACAUCGUAAGCUUUCCAAUUCCAACCAACGCAAACAAGAUCGCGGCCUUAUGGCAAUGGUUUUAUCAAGAUCUGAAAAACAAGAAGAGCGAGAGAAUCACUCUUCGGAUGCUAGAGACGCCAUCAAGAGUGCUCUUCGUAAGAGACUCCGCCGUCGUGAAGGACGAGUUCAGAAGGCUUUAAAGCCUGUCCCUAUCUUAGUUUGCUCUAGAUGUUCAGCUACCUUUGAUCAUCAUUUCGCUCUCUCCUUGCACGAAAACGAUUGUUUCAACCAAACUAACUUCAAAUUAUCAGACUUUUUCGUAAACGACCUAAUGGGAAAUUCGCUUUUUGAAUGAAAAUAAUGCUAUCACCGGCCGAUAGCGCGCAUGACACUUGAAUCGUUUUUUAAAGGCAUAUGAAACAUUCUCACCAUGUGUCUUGCAAUGAUUUCUAGUUUUGGAAUUUUAGAUUACUGUCAUACCACCCCUUAAUGAUUUAAAAAAAAAUUCAGUCUACAAUGCUUAUUAACUUUAAGUAUUUUUUCGCUCUUUUUUAUAGAAGACAAUAAACUAUUUUAUUUAUAUUCGUG
Messenger RNA from Schizosaccharomyces octosporus yFS286, 1401 nucleotides. Its product is annotated as transcriptional activator. Bases 479 to 1168 code for a protein of 229 amino acids. NCBI's taxonomy places the organism in Eukaryota, Fungi, Ascomycota, Schizosaccharomycetes, Schizosaccharomycetales, Schizosaccharomycetaceae. The record is from RefSeq and is a predicted model, not a curated record. The transcript has a single exon.